Molecule: messenger RNA, 276 nt
Organism: Mya arenaria
Lineage: Eukaryota; Metazoa; Mollusca; Bivalvia; Myida; Myidae
Exons: 4
Coding region: 1-276 (91 amino acids)
Source: RefSeq, a predicted model, not a curated record
AUGCAGUUUGCAUUGUCAUUCGAAGGCGUGAAACAGAGGAAAAGUACAGGAAAUGAGGAACUGAAUGAACUUGUGUAUGCAUGGUCUAUGGACGCUUGUGCUCGUCUCGUUCUCGUUUCAGGGCCAUUCAGACCAAAGCCAAAAAUUAAGGCUAGCAAUGGGUGGCUGAUGUCAUUCCUUACUAGACACAACAUUGUUUUUAAGAAACAAGUGAACUCAACAAGAGCUGUCACAGAGAUAGCCCGCUCGACUUUUCCGCCGCUUUUCAGUCUUUAG